CGCCCCUAUUUCAGAAGACCAAUGGAGGAGGGGGGCGGGGCGAGACGCGGCCCGUGCGGCCAAUAGCGACGGGGGGCGGGGCGGCCGCGGCCUGGGAUCCCGGCGCGCUCUCGGUCGGCAGUCGGAGCAGCCUCAGUGCUAGGAGUUCGCAGGCACCGCACUGCUGUCGCUGUCGCCGUCGCCGCGGCACUCCCGCCAGCCCGCCCUCGGCGCGUCCCCGCCGCGCUCCGAUUCCUGCAGCCGGCCCGGGGCGCGCUCGGUCGCUCCGGGCAGUGUACCCGUUGCGGCCCCGCUGCGAUGGCCACCAAGAUCGACAAGGAGGCUUGCCGGGCGGCGUAUAACCUGGUGCGCGACGACAACUCGGCAGUCAUCUGGGUGACUUUUAAAUAUGAAGGCUCAACCAUUGUCCCCGGGGAGCAGGGAGCGGAGUACCAGCACUUCAUCCAACAGUGCACAGAUGACGUCCGGCUCUUCGCCUUUGUGCGCUUCACCACCGGCGAUGCCAUGAGCAAGAGGUCCAAGUUCGCCCUCAUCACAUGGAUCGGCGAGAGCGUCAGCGGGCUGCAGCGGGCCAAGACCGGCACAGACAAGACGCUGGUGAAGGAGGUGGUCCAGAAUUUUGCAAAAGAGUUUGUGAUCAGCGAUCGGAAGGAGCUGGAGGAAGAUUUCAUCAAGAGCGAGCUGAAGAAGGCCGGGGGCGCCAAUUACGAUGCCCAGGCGGAGUAGCCCCGCUCUCCCUGCCCCGCCAAAGCCAUCUGCCUGCUGCCGGGAGGGGACCUCGGCCUCGCCCCGCCCACCGCCCGCCUGGGAGAGGAGGAGAGGCCCUGCCGCUGCCCGUGUCUGCGCCCAGCCCCCAGCCCCCAGCCCCCUCCCGACCCUGUGUCCUCAUGAAGCUCAUGGAACAUCUUGGAUUUUCUUUUUAUUUUUUCCCCUCUUUCUCCCGCUAAAGAAAAACCAUUUUGAUGAAAGGUCAUCAGACCUGAGGUAACCCCGUGGUGGCCCCCACCCCAGUGUCCCUCCUCUGCUCCCUGGCGGGCACCGUCUUGGUUUGCCUCGAUGGCUCCUGCUUGCCACACAGCUGGCCUCUGUGCCCGGGCUGACCGCAGCCUUCACGAGCACGUUUCCCAUCAGCAGGCUCAGGCCUCCUGGAAGGCGCUCCAGGGCCCCCACGCCAUCCCAAACGCUCUGUGCUGGCAAGUUUAGGUCUGACUUGGACCGAACAAGAAGCGAUGAAAUUUGCCUUAAAACUUGCCUGGCAGCGGCUUUGCCGCAAGGUCCGAUCCUACCUGAUCCUGGUCCCACCCGUGACUCGAUACCUUCAUGGCACGGAGACAGGUCUGGAUCCAGGGAGGAGCCCUCAGGGCCUCCCAGAGUGAGGUGCAGGAAGGAGGCCCAGGGUGGAGGAUGGGGACUGGGAGAGGCCUGCCCCGCACCUGGCUGUUGUGCGGCUCUCCAGGAAGUCUGGUUGGAAUCCCAGGUCCACACUGCAAAUCCAGGAUUGCUUGGCUCUGUUCUGGAGGAAGAUGAGAUUGGCCCGGCUCUUCAUGAGCAGUCUUGCGUUACAGCUCCGUCUCCUUUUCUCCUCGCUCCUUUGGUUUUGGGGAAGAACGCUGUGCUGCGCUGGGGUUGCGGAGACGCCUCCGGCACUCACACAGUUUACAGAAAUAAACGCGUUGUUUUUCAAAGAAGAGUUUC
This is a messenger RNA of Sciurus carolinensis (gray squirrel), 1695 nucleotides long. RefSeq names its product coactosin like F-actin binding protein 1 (gene Cotl1). NCBI's taxonomy places the organism in Eukaryota, Metazoa, Chordata, Mammalia, Rodentia, Sciuridae. Gene Ontology annotation, cellular component: plasma membrane; site of polarized growth; cortical actin cytoskeleton. The transcript is spliced from 4 exons. Gene Ontology annotation, molecular function: actin filament binding. The record is from RefSeq and is a predicted model, not a curated record. Bases 298 to 726 code for a protein of 142 amino acids. Gene Ontology annotation, biological process: regulation of actin filament polymerization.